AUGUGGCUCCCAGUGGUAAUGGAUUUACGACUCCCAAUUCUCUGUUUGCUGAUAGUGGCAGAGAUUUCCCAAGGCCUCAGGAAUGUGCGGGUCACGGUGCCGACGGCGGUCCGGAAGGGUGACGCGGCCCACCUGUCCUGCGAGUACGAGCUGGAGGACAAGGAGCGGCUCUACUCGAUCAAGUGGUACAAGGGCAAGCGGGAGUUCUACCGUUACACGCCCCAGGAGAGCCCAUCGACGAAGGUGUUCAACAGUGUCAACGGAGUUGACGUCGAGCAAGCCUUAUCCAACAAGAGCCACGUCGUGAUUAAGUCGGUCGACACGAACGUCUCCGGGAAGUACAGCUGCGAGGUGUCCGCCGAUGCACCGUCCUUCCACACCAUGAUAGUGUCGGGCGAUAUGGAAGUUGUAGAACCACCGCCGGGAAAACCAUCGAUAAACGGGCUGCAGAACCGGUACCAGCUGGGCGACAUCCUGCGGGGAAACUGCACCGCGAUUAAUUCUAAGCCGCCCGCAAAUCUGACGUGGACGAUUAAUGACGUACCGAUUGUGCAGCAGUACAUCAAACAGUACCGCCCCAUUAAGGACACCUACACGGGGCUGGAAACCUCGAUCCUCGGCGUCAACAUGCUCGUCUCGCAGGGCUACUUCGCCAAAGGCAAAAUGAAGCUAAAGUGUCACGCGCAAAUUCACCAGAUCUACGACGAGAGCAGCGAGUGGUACGUGGAAGAGGACCGGCCCCGAAUACUGGCCACCGGGUCAUCGAGCGGCCAUAACCGACACAACAACCAGAACCUCAACCAGAGCCCGGGCUACGAAGCGGAGUCACCGGAGCAGAGCGACAGCUACCUGAAAGUGAACGGAUACAAAGCGGACAACUCACCUUCGUCCCCGUCGUCGGCCACGAAACAGGUCGGAGCUUACGUGAAGAUGGGCUGGAUUGCGUUCUACGUCUGCACGAUCUGCAGCGUGCUGCUGUACUCGUUGCGUAUCGGCAUCUCUUGA
Anopheles cruzii is the source of this 1005-nucleotide messenger RNA. RefSeq lists its product as uncharacterized. The transcript has 7 exons. Lineage: Eukaryota; Metazoa; Arthropoda; Insecta; Diptera; Culicidae. The coding region runs from base 1 to 1005 and encodes 334 amino acids. The record is from RefSeq and is a predicted model, not a curated record.